AUGAUUCCCUCGACAUUCUUCACCUUUUCCACUCUCCUCUUCCUCCUUGCCAGCGCGUGGCCACAACCACAGAUCUCCAGGACCCCAAUCACCGAAUGUUCUGCGCUUCCCAAAUACAACGACGGCAGCAAAAUCGCCGGACCGUGGACGCUCAAGGUCCACCGUUGCAGUGAUGCGACUGCAUCUCAGACCGGCUGCAAACUCGAAGGGCUCGAGGCAAGCUGCGAUGUGAGGAAAUCGGCCGAGGAUAAAGGCAUUCAACAGGGCGUGAUCACCAUUUCAAGCGGCACCGAACACGCCAAGGUCCAAAUACGCUGCAACGGCGCCCUUCAAACCCUCGAGGCGCGAGUUCCCUCGGGCGCUGGUGCCGGUGCUCGAGACUGGCACGCACUGGUCAUUGACGAAGCGGGCAAUUCGGGGGAGUUGGCGUGGGGACUGGGCUCAAAGAAAACCGGCCGCGUUCAGGUGUAUCGUCACACCCUCGACCACACUGCGCUCGACGGUCUUUUUCUUGGAUCCCACGACGAAACCAGCUGGGUCCUGAGCUCUUCUGGCUCCUAUGUCAGUAACGUGGACCACAUGCCUUACUGGUCUAUGCGCCUGUCGCCCCCGACGACGAAGAUCGCGUUGAACGAGUACCGGACUUUCAUCCGGAUCGAAUGA
This is a messenger RNA of Penicillium alfredii, 663 nucleotides long. RefSeq lists its product as uncharacterized. The record is from RefSeq and is a predicted model, not a curated record. The coding region runs from base 1 to 663 and encodes 220 amino acids. NCBI's taxonomy places the organism in Eukaryota, Fungi, Ascomycota, Eurotiomycetes, Eurotiales, Aspergillaceae. The transcript has 2 exons.